Molecule: messenger RNA, 2730 nt
Organism: Aspergillus pseudotamarii
Lineage: Eukaryota; Fungi; Ascomycota; Eurotiomycetes; Eurotiales; Aspergillaceae
Exons: 1
Coding region: 630-2477 (615 amino acids)
Molecular function (GO): mRNA binding
Source: RefSeq, a predicted model, not a curated record
UAGGUACAGACUGUACCACUGGAGAGAACCUGUUACCAGCUUUACUUACUGCCACCCCUCUCCGGCCUCCCCCCCAAAACCCAAUCUAACUUUAUCCUUCCCCCGAACUCUCACACUUCUCUCCUGUCCUUUCAUUGCUCCAUCGCCCUUCUCCUCUUCCACCUUUACUCUUUCUUCCCACCUCCCCCCUGAUACGAUUCUUUCUUCCCACCAUCGCCUUAACUAUCUUUUCAUCCUCUAGCCACUCCCUCUCGUUUCUCUUUCCCUUCGCAUUUGCUUCGUCCGUCUAUUCCCGUCGUGCGAUCAUUAUUCGUCUCCUUGUCGGUUGAUCGGUCUACUCGGCCCGCUGUCGCAUCGCUUCUUCACAAUAUUCACGAUCCGUUCGUCCUCGACUCGCCUUGGCGCAUCCCAACGACGAAUAAAUGAAUUGAUUAUUGUCACUGUCACUGUGGAUCACAUUUUCAGGUUAAAUAAACUUAUAAUCUGUGACGCACUUCUCAGCGUUAGGCACCUGUCACCUGUUGCCUCCCGUUGCCCACCUCCCCUUACCUGGAGAACCUAAUCCUACCGUUAUCGCUCGUGGGAUUUUGUCGAUCCAUUUAACAACUGGGAUCAUCGAUCCGCGAGGUAUGAGUGGCAGUUCGAAUCAGUCUACCCGUACGAGUCCUGGGUCCUUGAGUACCACUCAUCGCACGCCGUCCGUGUCGUCGGGCGCGUCGCCUCCACAUCAGUCGCUUCAAUCCUCUCAGGCGCCUUUAACGGCCCAGAAUGCGAUGUCGACCGACGUGUACACUUCAUCCACAUCGCAGGCGUCAACAUCACUAGGUCCCACCUUUACUUAUCCAUUCACACCUCUCGGUCCGCCGUCGGCCUUCGAUAACAUGCCUGCCGCCACCAUGCGCCUAAGCGAUGCUGAUCGGUCGGCGCAGGGCCUCAACGGCUUCAUUCGACCCGGAACAGGCGGUGCGAUCCUAAUGCGAAAACUUCCGAAGAGCACUAGUCUCGAGCUGUUGCGCAGCAUGCUUCUCUUUGCUAAAGAUCUUGUGGAUAUUGAGUUUGAACAGAACAGCCCUCCCGAAGAUAACGGGUAUGUGAGUGCAGUCGCACGAUUCAGUACGGUCGCGGCAGCUGAAGAGGCGCGGGCUUUGCUCGAUGGCAAGCCGAACUCUAAUAAUGAUGCGAACAUGAUCGUGGAAAUGUAUAAUGGCCCUGUUGGCUCAGCUCUGGGGGGACCCAGGCGCAAUACAAUUGACCACACCGCGACGCGUAGCCUAUUAGGGGGUGUUACGUCUAAUGGACAUUUGUCGCGGCAUUCAUCCCGCUUUAACGGUACUUUUCAGAGCCUGGAGAAGCUGACGGUGGCGAACGCAUCCAACUCGUCGGCCAGCGAUACCCUACCUCCUGAAUCAAGUUCGCGCAUCCAUAGCCUUUUCUCGCCCCAGUCCCCGAUCGGAAAUGGUGUCCAUGAUCUGCCGCGCGUCAGUGGUAAGUCAAUGAUUGAUCAGGACCUCGACGAAGAUACGGGUGAGCUUCUCAAAGAUCCCGUGGGCUAUGCAGAGAACGGGCACUCCGGUUCUGUUUCCAUCCCCCGUCGCUCAACCAAUCCCCAGUUCCCCACGAAUCAGUUUGCCAACUUGUCACUGGCGACCAGUCUGUCUUCGCCACCGUUACCGAAUUACGCUCCUGGAGGUUCGGCCCAUAUGGGAAUCCCUGCCCCCUCGACCGCAUAUCCCCAGUCGAUGACCAACAACUUGGGUGGGAACCAUGGGCUCCCUUACAGUAAUCCACAUACGCCUCGUCACAGUUUGCCUGCCGCAAACCCGAACGACAUGAAUCCACCUUGCAACACUUUGUAUGUGGGCAACCUGCCACCGGACGCGUCGGAAGAGGAGCUAAAAGCUCUUUUUAUGAAGCAGCGUGGAUACAAACGCCUCUGCUUCCGCAAUAAGCAAAACGGACCCAUGUGCUUCGUGGAGUUCGAGGACGUGGGCACAGCCGGCAAGUCCUUGAACGAACUGUAUGGCUACAAACUUUCCAACAGCAUCAAGACCGGUAUUCGCCUUAGUUUUUCGAAGAACCCCCUGGGAGUUCGUUCUGGGCAGCCGGGUUCCAUGAGUGCAUCUAAUAAUGUUGCAUCUCAAGGUGCAGUUUCUGGAGGUAGUAGCCUUGGUGGCAUGCAUAACCAUAUGUUCUCUACUGUCAGCGGGCCUCCUCCGGGUCUUUCAGCCCCUCCAGGCCUAGUGCCACCACUGCAGUUGCGAAACAACGGAGCCGUGCAUCCCUCUGGCCAUCCCCACGCGCCAGUACCAAACAACGGCUCCUUCCACCCGAAUACCGGCCUAGGGAUUCGGACAAACCAUAUAAAUUCCAUGAUGUCCCCUACCACCCCACUCUCCGGAGGGGUCCCUGGCGGUGGCUCAGGACCGAACAUGGGAGGAUUUAAUUCUUAUUAUCCCGACUACAUGAUGGGUCGGUAGAAAGAUGCAGCAUAUCGUGGAGAUAAUGUCCGACAUGUUUGAUGACGAUCACUGGGUUUCUGGCGCAUUGGGGAUUUGAUUUGAUAUUUCACGAGCUAGAUUAGCAUUUGGAGGCUCCCCUUCCUCCUGGGAGUAAGGAACAUGGGACUCUGGCUUCUAUAGCUUGCUUGUCGUUUUCGCUUCUUCCUCCCUCAUCCUCCUUUCGUUUCCUUGCAAUGUACCUGAACAACACGGGAUUGUGGGUCUUCCAUUA